Molecule: messenger RNA, 523 nt
Organism: Paramecium octaurelia
Lineage: Eukaryota; Ciliophora; Oligohymenophorea; Peniculida; Parameciidae
Source: the annotation of a GenBank genome assembly
AAAAGAUGGGAGUCUGUUCUGGCAAACAACCACAGAAAAAAUAGGUUUCUCAACCCAAACAGAUUGUGUAAGUUCAAUCGUCAAAGUAAAAUAUUCUUGCCAUUUGGAAUGAUCUCAAUUAGUGUCUUAAUCUUGUUGACAAAAAUGUCGAUAAUGAAAAAACUAUCGCCAAAAUCAAAACUCUUUUCCAAACCAAAGGAACUAUAGAAGAAAUGAUUGUAAGUCAGAGUAAAAGGGGAGGCAGGAAUCUCAAUUAAGAUCCCUUAUAAGACACUGCCUUCCAAUAUAACCUUUAUUUAUAAGUAGACAAAAUAAAUAGAAUUCUUUCCGAUUAUCUUCUUAUUGACAGAGCAUUCGAAGAUAGAAACAAUCAAUUCUUCGAUAAUUUGCAACAAAGUAUCGACAACAUCGAGCAAUAUCGACAAUCGAUCAAGACGAAGCAAGGGAUCUGGAAAUAAAACCAAAGUACCAAUUUUAGUAAUACAAAUGUGUAUUGAACAACAAGGUAUUUAAUUAAUUGACG